ACGAGCACAGAGAGCGGCGAGCGCUCCCGCAGGGCUGCCAAAGACCACGCCUCUCAGCAUUCCCGGCAUGCCGCGCCGGCCUUGGGCGGAAGGCGGAAGUACGGGGACUUCCGCUCGGCGUCCUACGCGUGCGGUGCGGUCGUGUUUGUGCGGUGAAGCAUGGCCAAGAGCUUACGGAGUAAGUGGAAACGGAAGAUGCGUGCUGAGAAGAGAAAGAAGAAUGCCCCAAGAGAGCUCAACAGACUGAAAAGUAUCCUCAAAGUUGACGGUGAUACUUUAAUGAAAGAUGUCGAAGAAAUAGCAACCGUUGUGGUACCCAAACAGCGCCAGGAGAAAACGCAGUGUGCCGAGGAAGAAGAAAAGGAUGACAAAAUGGAGACUGAAAUUAAGAGAAACAAAAAGACUCUUCUAGACCAACAUGGACAUUACCCAGUGUGGAUGAACCAGAGGCAGAGAAAAAGACUGAAGGCAAAGAGAGAGAAAAAACGGGGGCAAAGCAAAGCCAAGGCAGCCAAGGGCCUGGCCUGGUAGUCCCUUAAACGGGAAAGUAGGCUGGGCGGUGUUGGUGCACGGCAGAGGCAGGCAGAUCUUGAGUUGAGGUCAGCCUGGUCUACAAAGCAGAUGCCAGGACAGCCAGGACUGUCACAUAAAGAAGCUGUCUUGCAAAAAAACAAAACAGCAACAACAACAAAAAACCUGGAAAGUAUUCUUGAGACAGACGUUUGAUUGUUAGAAAUGUCUGCACUGAUUUCAGCUCUCACUAAAUGGAAACUAUGUUUUCAUAUUUUAGUUUGGUCUUACAUCUGUAAUUCAAAACCAGAGUAAUUCAUUUGUUUGGGGGAACUCGAAUAAACUGUCUUCUGUGAUGAAAGAAAAUUGCAUGCUGCCUAAUGUUUCAGUAUUAUUGUCAGGCACCACAAUCUUGUGAGCAUUGCUGUGGUUAUAAUUAUAAUCACUGCCUCAGAUUAAACAUGCUUAUACAAACAAAAUUUGGACAAAAGCUAGUGUAUUGUCAUAUCUUAAGAUAGGGUCAAGGCUCUGAAGAAACGGCUCGGCAGUUUAGACCAGGUACUGCUCUUGCAGAGGACUCCUGCUUCAUGUUGAGUGGCUCACAACCAGCUCCAGGGACCCACCCUCUUCUGGCCUCCACUGGCAUCUUCAUUCAUGUGCGCAAGCUCCUCACACAAUCACAACUAAAAAAUAAGUCUGGAGAGAAAGGAUGUCAGUGGAUCUGGAUCGUACAAGUAGUGUUUGCUUGGGGUUUUUAUUUUUAUGAUUCAUAAUAAAAGAUAUUUUGUGUGUA
Messenger RNA from Mesocricetus auratus (golden hamster), 1303 nucleotides. RefSeq names its product LLP homolog, long-term synaptic facilitation factor (gene Llph). The transcript has 3 exons. Gene Ontology annotation, biological process: dendrite extension. NCBI's taxonomy places the organism in Eukaryota, Metazoa, Chordata, Mammalia, Rodentia, Cricetidae. The record is from RefSeq and is a predicted model, not a curated record. Bases 160 to 531 code for a protein of 123 amino acids. Gene Ontology annotation, molecular function: RNA binding. Gene Ontology annotation, cellular component: nucleolus.